AAGGCAAUGGUUAUCAUAUAAAUAGACAGAUCAAAAAUUGUUUCCUUUCCUUUAUUCAUUUUAUCAAAUAUGUCAUCUAACAAUAAUACCAGUCCAAUGUUGGCCGAUCAAGAAAAAGACUAUCUACUCUAUGCGAUGUUCCACUAUAUGCCUUCUCGUCCACUUGCCUGUGUUGGAAUAGCUGUCUUUGUUGUAUUGUUUCUCUACUUGGUAUACAGUAUACGACGGCGCCCAGGUACUCCUAAGUUCAUGAUAAGGGUUCCCCUAUUGGCCAUCUUUGAACUUGUUGCUUUUGCUUUACGGUUGCAAGUAAUUAACAAUCCAGAGACAGGGACAUUUACUGCCAUGUCAAUCUUUUUACUCAUCCCAUCCAAUCUUUUGUCACUGGCCAACUACAGCUGUUUGGUUCACAUCAUCAAAUUAGCCAACUUGCAAAGUGAAAAGUUCUAUUACCGACCUGGUAUAAUAUCGAAAAUCUUUACUACAAGCACACUUAUCGCUGCCAUCUUACAAGCUACUGGUGGUGGAUUAAUCUUUAACGCUUCAUCAAGAAACGCUGCUCUCGUACUAUUGUUCCUAGGCCUUGCAUUUCAACUCAUCAUUCUCAUAUGCUAUGCUUUUACAUUGAACCAUGUUCACUCCAAUCCAAAGUUUGACUAUCAUGUAUUAGGGCAAUACAACCCCAAGCGAAAGGCAAUACUCGUGCUUUACAUUACUACAUCAGCAUUGAUCGUUAGAAAUGUGUAUCGUAUUGCUCAAUAUGGUUUUAUUGCUGUUGGACAACAAAUUUCGGAUGAAUGGGCAUUUUAUGUAUUUGAUCCACUAAUGACAGCCAUCUGCUUUGUGGUAUUUGGCCUUAUUCCAAACUUCUUCCCAAAUGAACAAUCUAGAGCUGAUCAUACGGAAGAUAUAGAAGUGAGUGCACAAUCAUCUUCCUACCCUUCCUCUUAUAAACCAAAUGCAUAAAACUUACUUUAAUCAAGAAUGCAUAGAUGUUGGUGUAUAGUAUAGAUAUGCUUAUUUAAAUAAUAAAAUAUUAAGAAGCUUGACUCUCUUUUGUAAACGAAAAAAAAAAAACUUGUAACAAUUGUCAAGUAACCAAGUUUAUAAACUGAUUGUCAAAACAAC
Messenger RNA from Rhizopus microsporus ATCC 52813, 1128 nucleotides. RefSeq lists its product as uncharacterized. Gene Ontology annotation, cellular component: membrane. Bases 70 to 966 code for a protein of 298 amino acids. The record is from RefSeq and is a predicted model, not a curated record. The transcript has a single exon. Lineage: Eukaryota; Fungi; Mucoromycota; Mucoromycetes; Mucorales; Rhizopodaceae.